ACAUCUCAUCUUCCAUACAAUAUUGAAACCAUCAUUAUGAGGGAAACUUUCUGUGCUAUGCUUGUUCUAGUUGCUGUAUUGUUCUUUGAAGCUGCAGAGUUUUGUUCCGGUCGAAACACAAGCUUUAGCUGUAUAGAAAAGGAGAGAGAAGCCCUUUUAAAGUUCAAACUUUGUUUCCAUGAUCCAUCACAUAUGUUGUCUUCUUGGAAAGGAAAUGACUGCUGUGAAUGGAGAGGUGUAGAUUGUGACAAAAAUAGUGGAUAUGUUACCUCUCUUCAACUCAGGGGAUCAAUAUCUUAUCAACUUGAUUGGUAUAAACAACCUCAAUUGUGCUUGAUGGACGAUAUAGAGCAGGUUGUUUCAAGUUUGCUCAAGCUAAGCUACUUGGAACACCUGGACUUGAGCAACAAUAAUUUCAGUGGUAAUCUUAUUCCACCCUCCUUUGGCUUGAUGAAGCAGCUGAGGUACCUAAAUCUCUCUAAUGUGCAAUUCAGCGGAAGAAUUCCUAGUGAACUUGGAAAUCUUACAAGGCUUCGUGUUCUUGAUCUUUCUCAGUAUUAUUAUGGGAGAUUGAAGGUUAAUGAUGACAUUCAGUGGAUUUCUCAUCUCUCCUCUUUGCAACGACUUGAUAUGAGUGGAGUAACUCUAAGCCAUGCAUCAUCAAACUUGUUUCAGGUACUUGGCAUGCUUUCUUCAUUAUCAUGGUUGAGUCUGUCAGACUGUAGUAUAAAAAAUUCUCACCUACCAUCUCACAACCAUCUUCUUAAUUUUACAUGGCUUGGAAAUAUUCAACACUUUGAUAUUUCAGAAAACUCUUUUCAUGGUCCCAUACCUACUUUUCUCCAAAACAUGACUUCAUUGACAUUUCUUGAUAUGAGUGGAGUAAAUCUAAGCCUUACAUCAUCAAACUUGUUUCAAGUACUUGGUAUGCUUCCUUCACUAUCAUGGUUAAGUCUGUCAAGCUGUAGUCUCAAAAAUUGUCACUUGCCAUCUCCCAACCAUCCUUUUAAUUUUACGUUGCUUGGCAAUAUUCAACACUUAGAUCUUUCAAAUAACUUUUUCCAAGGUCCAAUACCUGUAUUUCUCCAAAACAUGAGUUCCUUGAUAUUUCUUUAUCUUUCUAACAAUCAAUUGAAUGGGAGCAUUCCAAAUAGCAUGGGGCAAAUGUCUAAGUUAGAAAGUAUAUAUCUUUUUGAGAAUCAAUUGAGUGGGAGUAUUCCAGAUAGUAUCGGGCAACUCUCUAAGUUAGAGAGCAUAGAUCUUUCUAUCAAUCAAUUGAGUGGGAGUAUUCCAAAUAGCAUCUGGCAACUCUCUAAGUUAGAGAGCAUAAAUCUUUUUGAUAAUCAAUUGAGUGGGAGUAUUCCAGAUAGCAUCAAGCAACUCUCUAAGUUAGAAAGCAUAGAUCUUUCUAUCAAUCAAUUGAGUGGGAGUAUUCCAGAUAACAUCAGGCAACUCUCUAAGUUAGAGAGCAUAGAUCUUUCUGAGAAUCAAUUGAGUGGGAGUAUUCCAGAUAGCAUCGGGCUACUUUCUAAGUUAAAGAGCAUAGAUCUUUCUGAGAAUCAAUUGAGUGGAAGUAUUCCAGAUAGCAUCGGGCUACUUUCUAAGUUAGAGGGCAUAUAUCUUUAUCACAAUCAAUUGAGUGGGAGUAUUACAGAUAGCAUCGGGCUACUUUCUAAGUUAGAGAGUAUAGAUCUUUCUAGCAAUCAAUUGAAUGGGAGUAUUCUAGAUAGCAUCAAUCAACUUUCUAAGUUAGAGAAUAUAGAUCUAUCUAGUAAUCAAUUGAGUGGGAGUAUUCCAGAUCUUGCUGAGAAUAAUCUGAUAGGAAGGAUUCCUCCUUGUUUUGGAAAGUUUCCGAUUAUGGUGAAUGCAACACAAUUGAGCCAUGACAUGGGUAAUGAAUAUUGGGAUCAAGACCCUUCAGUGAAUAUUUUGCUUGUUAGAUAUUUUGAGCAUUGGGAUUUGGAACCUUUGAUGGAGGUUGUAAAAGGGAGAUACCUUGAGUAUAUGAGAAUAACUCUAAGACUUGAGAUUAGUAUAGAUCUUUCGAGUAACAAUCUAAUAGGAUCCAUACCAAAAGAGCUAAUUUUCCUUAAAGAUUUGCACAAUUUGAAUCUAUCUUGGAAUUAUCUCUCAGGAAAUAUCCCUGAAAAAAUUGGACAAAUGGAGAAUUUAGAAUCUCUUGAUUUCUCCAAGAAUGACCUCUCAGGAAUGAUCCCAAACAGUAUGUCAAGUUUAACCAAGUUAAGCUACCUUAACUUGUCUUACAACAACUUGUCAGGGCCAAUUCCAACAGGCUAUCAACUCCAAACACUCGAAGAUCCAACCAUGUAUGUUGGAAAUCCUCAACUUUGUGGAGUUCCACUCUUGAAGAAAUGCUCAAAUGAUACAUUGCCCCCAACAAUCGCCAACUUCAAGGGCAAUAGUGAAGGUGCACUUAAGAGAAUGUGGUUUUACAUUGUCGUGAUGUUAGGUUUUGCAACUGGAUUCUGGGGAGUCGUGGGAACUUUGUUUUUCAUGAAAAAUUGGAGAUAUGCUUAUUUCCAAUGGAUGGAUGAUGUCCAACACUGGAUAUUUGUGGUUAUAACAUUGAAGGUGGCACAAUUCAAGAAGAUGUUCAAUAGUGACCAAGAUGAUCAAUAAGUUAUAUAUGGAGUAUGUUGUUGUUGCUACAUUAAUUAUUAAGUUAGUUGGACAACACCAUAUUACAGGUAAUAGUGUCGAGUCCAACUUUGAAUGGCCCAACAUUGAAUCGGCCAAUUUUAAAUGAACACAUUAGUAUUAGAGUUUGUAAAAUUUUCAAUAAUAUAACAUAGGUUGUAGUUCUAUAGGUUUCCCAAAAAUAAAAAUUCAUAAAUUCU
Rubroshorea leprosula is the source of this 2858-nucleotide messenger RNA. NCBI's taxonomy places the organism in Eukaryota, Viridiplantae, Streptophyta, Magnoliopsida, Malvales, Dipterocarpaceae. The record is from the annotation of a GenBank genome assembly.